AUGAGCAAGAAGCGGAAAGGGGAGCGGGCGAACGCCCGCUGCGAGAAAGCUCUGCCAGAGAUGGACCCCAGAGGCGUUCAGCUGCGGGCGUUUUUUGCCGCGCAGCGCAGGGCCAUCAGCGGUGGGCGCAUGAGGAGACGGACGGGCGACCCCGCCGCACCACGUGGCGACGGCGACGACCCCAACGAGGGCAAGAAGCCUUCUCUGCGGAAGCUGCUGGAGUACCGCGCAGACCCCAACUCGUUCACGUUCGAGGACACUGGCGAGCGGCGUACUCUGCUCUGCCUGGUGAUCGAGGAGGCGGUGCAGAUAGGCGACUUCGAGAAGGUGGACCUGCUCCUCGACGCCCAGGCAGACCCCAACCGCCGGUCCGAGAACGGCACCUUUCCGCUGCAGUUGGCAGUGAAGCAUUCCAGCGUCGAUUUGACGCGGAAGUUGCUCAAGCGCAAGGCGGACGUCAACCAGCAGGACGCGAAGCUGGUCUCGCCGCUGCACACCGCCGUCUUCCAGGACGACGCCCGGGUGGCGCAGCUGCUGCUCCUGCACCGCGCGAACGUCAACGCGGCGGACCAGGUGGGGCAGUCGCCCGUCUUCUUCGCCAGCAGCCGGGGCCUGGCCUCCUCGCUCGUGGAGGCCGACGCAGACCUGCUGCAUCUGAACAAGAGGGGGCAGAGCGCGCUGCACCUCGCCGCCCACAGCGGCUGCUUCGACGCCGUUGCGCAGCUCGUGGCGGCGCCGGCGCCACCGGCAGAGCCACGGCGAGCCCACCGCGGCAGACUAGCGGCGUCUGCCCUGGCGGCCGAGGAGCAGGAGCAGAUGCUCGACAUGCUGGACCUGCAGGACGAGAGAGGCCGCACGGCGCUGCACCACGCCGCCGCGAAGGGCCACCAGGCGGUCGUCUCCAGGCUGAUGGACCUCGGCGCCGACGCGCGGCUGAAGACCCACGCCGGCAAGGACGCGAUGACGCUCGCCGGCGAGGGCGACAGACACAUGGGCUGCUCCUACUACAUCUACACCCGGGUGACAGGCGGUAACAGGUCGACCUGGGCGGAGAUGGCGCAGAACCCGAUGGCGCUCACGCUGUUCGCGAUCAUGGGCGUGGCGUUUUUCGUAAACAGGAAGCUGCUGUGGGAAUUCGGCCUGGACCUCGCCCACCUGUACCGGCGCUGACCCUCCAGGGCCGGAGGGGGCGGCGGCGCCGCGCCGCAUUGCCGAGGGGGGCACUUCGCGGGGCAGCCGCGCGCGGUACUGGAA
Molecule: messenger RNA, 1254 nt
Organism: Prorocentrum cordatum
Lineage: Eukaryota; Dinophyceae; Prorocentrales; Prorocentraceae
Source: the annotation of a GenBank genome assembly